CACAACGCUUGAUAACAGUCACGUGAUCAGAUAAGAGCAAAUUAGCUAGUGUACCCAUUACAGUUGAGUUUUGUUAACAAACUUUAUAGUAUUUUUGGAUAGUUUCUGUAUUAAUAAUUGAAUAUUAUAAUCUUUGGCAUAUAUUUUAGUUUAUUAAAAAUAUAUUUUGUUUAAUUUAAAGAAAAUGUUUUUUCCCCCCAACUCUGCGCAUUUUUAAAUUAGCUUAUUAGCUAACAAGCUAACGGUAAAAAUGAAUGAGGAGCCAUAUUUAACUGAUAAUAUCAACAGACUCCUUUUUCAGUUGGCUCUAGAAACUCGGGAGCUGUCUCAAAAGAAGAAUGAUAUAAACCAGCAAAUAAAAGGCUGCAGAGAURACAUUGCAGAAAAUAAGUCCUCCAUUGGAGCCAUCCAAGAAAAUCUCAAGAAACUUGAAGAACAAGCUGGUGUGGCGCAGAGCACUGUGAAGAAAAAUAAAGAAAAUGCAAAAACAAUGAAGGUGACCAACAAGCUGCUCUUUCAGUACGAACAGACGUUGAAAACAGAACUGGAAAGUAGAAAAGCCAACUACAACAACGACCUGGAGGUCUUUGAAGAGAGGAUUUCAAGCAAUAGAAAAACACUGCAGUCACACAAAGAUUAUUAUCACCAAAAUCCUCUGGCUCAAAAGCUACUCGCUCGGCAGUCUGAAAAAGAAAAGAUUGAAGAUCGUAUUAAGGCCUGGGACGAUCAAAUAAUGACCAAACAGAAGGAGCUGGAACAUCUCACUGAUUCAACAGUGAGUUCCUUCUCCACUGAGGAACUACCAGACAGUGCUUUUGGUGAGCAACCCACAAUGGAACAAGGAGAAGAACUGGAGCAUCAGGCAAACAAGGACAGUGUCUCCUCCAUCAUUGACAUCUCUUCUAUUCGUCUCGACCAGACGGCUAAUGAGGAUGAAACAUCUGGAAAUACAACCGCUGAGGAGAUACAUGAGCAAAACAACGCACAGGAUCCACCCGCCUGUUUUGCUUCUCCUGAAAAAGCUAAUGAGAAAAUUUGGUCCUAUCAUCAGCAAAGUCAUUCAGAUGAAAUGCACUCUGGAGCACAGGAUGAAACUUUGAAAGAGGACCAGGAGCAGCAGCUGAGUGGAUCAGGGGCAGACGAUGUUCCUGAGGAUGAGAUGGGAGCAGAGGAUGAGAGCAGAGGACCCACAGAAGAAAAGGCAUCAGCUGAAGAGGACCGCCAGGAAACAUUUCAAGAUGUCACCCCUCAACCUUUCUUGGAGAAAACGACUGUGCUUUCAACCCCAGCAUUUCAGUUCAACUUCAGCCCCAGCAGCUCUCCACAUCAAGGCACCUCUGACACCAAGUCACCAGCUUUCAUGUUCUCCCUGAAUUCCAACGUAAGCUCAUCGUCCUUUUCUGGAUUUGGAUUUGAUAUGGGCUCAUCGCAGGAAGAGGACUCGUCUUUCACUUUCACAGAUUCCAUUUUCUCUGAGAAGAAAGCUGUAGAGGCAAAACCUUCAAGCGGUCCUGAAUUCCUUUUUAACGAACCGGAGCAAAGUGAAGGUUUCCAGUUUGCCUUCAACACCACAAAUCCUCAGUCAGCCAGCAAACAAAAUGAGGAUGAGUUUCCAUUUUCAUUCAACUUCUAAGAAAAAUGUGCGUUUAGUUUUUUUUCCCCUCAUAAGUCUCUUGUGUUCGUUACGUUGACUAAUAGAUCCGGUUUGGUCUUGGUCAAACACUUUGAGCAAAUCACACAACAAAAUGUUUGUAAUAUCGUCAUAACAUUUAUUGAAGUUAUAGCAUCAAUAUCCAUCUUAAUACGUAACAGCAGUUCAUAGACCUUUAUAGAUUUCUCUCUCAAGUACAGCAGCUGUGGCAUUUACAACUUUUUACAUGGUAAUAAAUUGUCUGUUUAAACUUGUUGGUUUGAAAAAGUGGCAGAAGCAUUGUUUCAGUCUAAAAAAAU
Molecule: messenger RNA, 1950 nt
Organism: Austrofundulus limnaeus
Lineage: Eukaryota; Metazoa; Chordata; Actinopteri; Cyprinodontiformes; Rivulidae
Exons: 14
Coding region: 251-1633 (460 amino acids)
Biological process (GO): meiotic DNA double-strand break processing involved in reciprocal meiotic recombination; oogenesis; homologous chromosome pairing at meiosis
Cellular component (GO): central element
Source: RefSeq, a predicted model, not a curated record